AUGCUUUGUCUUCCCUGCAAAGCGGAAGUGAACAAUCAGUGUACACAUCCUCUAGAGCAAGUAAUCUCAAGAAUUCAUUUGCCAGCCGGUUCCUAUGGAAAAUUAGGUAACGCAACAGGAAUACAGACAGAUUUGGACCGCCAACAAUAUUCUUAUAUUGAUGCCGUGUGCUAUGAGAAACAGCUUCACUGGUUUACCAAAUUUUUCCCUUAUCUGGUGUUUCUUCAUACUAUUAUAUUUGCCAUCUGCAGCAAUUUUUGGCUUCACUACCCAAGCACAAGUUCCAGACUGGAACACUUUGUUUCCAUUCUUUAUAAAUGUUUUGAUUCCCCCUGGACAACCCGAGCUUUAUCAGAGACUGUUGCAGAACAAACUGUGAUUAAUCAGACACACAAAAGGUCACGCCUACUGACUUCCCUAUCUUCCAACGCCGAAGACAUAGAUUCUGGGAAACAGCCUCUACAGUCAGGGGUGGAGGCCACUGCAGUAGAAGACGACGCUUCAGGUUUGUUAGACAAAAAAGAAGGAGAACAAGCCAAAGCUUUAUUUGAAAAAGUACGUCGGUUCCGCCUUCAUGUUGAGCAAAAAGACAUCAUCUAUAGGCUAUACCUGAAACAGAUUAUUGUUAAAGUUGCUGCACUACUUAUAAUUAUUACAUACGUUACGUAUUUUUUGAUGCAUAUAACGUUUGAAAUUGACUGCAUAGUUGAUAUUCAAGCUUUCACAGGGUACAAGAGGUAUCAGUGUGUUUAUUCCCUUGCUGCAAUUUUUAAGGUUUUGGCAACAUUUUAUGUCCUUCUUGUGUUUUUGUAUGGGUUUGCUUGUUUUUAUAGCCUCUGGUGGAUGCUAAGAAGUUCAUUGAAACAAUAUUCAUUUGAAGCUGUCAGGGAAAAAAGUAAUUACAGCGAUAUCCCAGAUGUCCAAAACGACUUUGCAUUUAUGCUCCACUUAGCUGACCAGUAUGAUCCAUUGUACGCCAAGCGUUUCUCAAUAUUUUUGUCUGAGGUUAGUGAGAACAAACUGAAACAAAUUAACUUGAACAACGAAUGGACAGUGGAAAUGCUGCGAAAUAAGCUAACCCGAAGCUCCAAGGACAAAGUAGAACUUCAUCUUUUCAUGCUGAAUGGGUUGCCAGACAAUGUCUUUGAACUCAAUGAAAUAGAAGUUAUGAAGUUAGAACUCAUACCAGAUGCCAAACUUACACCAAUGAUCACUCAGCUGGUCAUCUUCAAGGAACUUCAUAUUUACCACUCAACUCUUACUGUGGAUCUACAAGCUUUGAGCUUUCUAGCAGAGAACCUCGAGUCCCUGCAUCUGAAGUUUACUUCCUUUGAGAAGAUUCCAUCUUGGAUUUUUCAUUUGAAAAACCUGAAAGAACUGUAUUUAUCUGGACCUCUUGAUAAUCACAACUUUGCACAGAUUGAAGGUCUUCAGGACCUGAAAAACCUGAUAAAUCUUUCCUUGAAUAGUAGUAUUCCUCGGAUUCCUCCUGUAGUUACUGACAUGUUGCCAUUUUUAGAAAAGCUUAGCAUUAAUAAUGAAGGAAAUAGGUUGUUGAUAUUAAUAAGUCUGAAAAAAAUGGUUAACCUUACCAGCUUAGAACUAAUUAACUGUGACCUAGAGCGAAUUCCACAUUCCAUUUUCAGUCUAACUGAACUGCGAGAAAUUGACUUUAGAGGAAAUAACUUUAAGACCGUUGAGGAAAUUAUUAGCUUUCAGCAUCUGCACAAACUGACUUGCCUAAAGUUGUGGCACAACUCCAUCGCCUACAUUCCACUUCAGAUUGGUGCACUAGCCAGCUUAGAGCAGCUGUACUUAAACAAUAACAAUAUUGAAAUGGUUCCGCUUCAGCUUUUUUUGUGCAGUAAGCUGCGAGUUGUGGACCUAAGUUACAACAAUUUAACUUUCAUCCCUGAGGAAAUCCAACAUUUAAAGAAUCUCCAGCAUUUUGCUCUGACAAAAAAUAAUAUUGAAACUUUGCCAUCUGGGCUGUUUAAAUGUAGCAAGCUUCAGUAUUUGUUGCUGGGAAAAAACAGCCUGACCAGCCUUUCCCCACAAGUUGGUGACCUGACAAACCUUAUUAAGAUUGAGCUGGUAGGAAACCAAAUCGAAACCCUUCCUCCUGAACUUGAGUCCUGCCAGUCUUUGAAACCAAGCUGCAUCAUUGUGGAACCCAUUGUCUUGCAUACCCUCCCAUUGUAUGCAAAGGAGAAUUACAAAUCUUCUCAUAGAUAA
This is a messenger RNA of Staurois parvus, 2235 nucleotides long. The record is from the annotation of a GenBank genome assembly. Lineage: Eukaryota; Metazoa; Chordata; Amphibia; Anura; Ranidae.